AUGGCUGCUGUUGUUGGGAAGCUCGCGCCAAGUUUCACGUGCAAGGCUCUUGUCGACGGUGAACUCAAGGAUGUUUCUUUGUCGGACUACCGAGGGAAAUAUGUGAUUCUCUUCUUCUAUCCGAUGGAUUUCACCUUCGUCUGUCCCACUGAGAUAAUCGCUUUUAACGACCGUGCUGAUGAGUUUCAUCAGCGUGGGUGCCAGCUCCUUGCCUGUUCAACGGAUUCCGGCUACUGUCACUUGGCGUGGAACAACGUGAGCCGAAAGGAGGGUGGUGUUCAAGGUAUGAGGAUUCCGAUGCUUGCCGAUACCAACCACAAAAUCUCACGCGACUACGGCGUACUGAUCGAGGAUCAAGGCAUUGCCCUCCGCGGCCUUUUUAUCAUCGAUGACAAGGGAGUUCUGCGUCAAAUCACCAUCAAUGAUUUGCCCGUCGGCCGCUCUGUGGAUGAGGCUCUGCGCCUCUUGGACGCCUUUCAGUUCACGGACAAGCAUGGUGAGGUUUGCCCAGCAAAUUGGCAACCUGGAUCAAAAACCUUCAAACCGAGUGCGGGUGAUUUGAAGUCGUUCAUGAGCUCGUGA
Molecule: messenger RNA, 582 nt
Organism: Echinococcus granulosus
Lineage: Eukaryota; Metazoa; Platyhelminthes; Cestoda; Cyclophyllidea; Taeniidae
Product: Thioredoxin peroxidase
Exons: 2
Coding region: 1-582 (193 amino acids)
Biological process (GO): cellular response to stress; response to oxidative stress; cell redox homeostasis
Cellular component (GO): cytosol
Molecular function (GO): thioredoxin peroxidase activity
Source: RefSeq, a predicted model, not a curated record